This is a messenger RNA of Lingula anatina, 4690 nucleotides long. RefSeq lists its product as uncharacterized. Gene Ontology annotation, biological process: activation of adenylate cyclase activity; protein phosphorylation; adenylate cyclase-activating G protein-coupled receptor signaling pathway. Gene Ontology annotation, cellular component: plasma membrane. Gene Ontology annotation, molecular function: protein kinase activity; ATP binding; G protein-coupled peptide receptor activity. The record is from RefSeq and is a predicted model, not a curated record. NCBI's taxonomy places the organism in Eukaryota, Metazoa, Brachiopoda, Lingulata, Lingulida, Lingulidae.
ACACUCCGAGAUUGACAACCACAAUUAAAAUGUUCCUGUUCGAACUGUUAUCUGAAAAUUUCCACUUCUCCAAAUAGGUGUCGUUACUGGUAUCUCCCCACCUGAGCUAGCUGAGCCGUAUUGUUCUGAGUGUCGAUUGUAUGCGAGAACCGUAAUAAAUAGCCAAGCAUACUAUAUAUAUCAACACAAACUGGAGAGUGUAACAACAGACACUAUUGCUCUACCAUUUUGUCAAGUAGAUUCACGACGAGGAAUGUAUAAGAACUAGCAAAGGCACAGAAAGUCACCACACAGCAAGGCGUAUGUAUCCAAUGAGCAUGAAACAGAUGAAGUAUUCAUAUCAGUUUUGUCAAGAAAAAAAAAAGGAUCCACAAGUACUAAGUAGAAAAGGUUGACAUUCUAAACAAGAUAAAGUUGUAACCUGCCAAGUGUUAUAUUCUGACAGUUCAUCUAUCAAAAUGAUCCUUGUUACUGUGGAUACAUUCUCCCACAUUUCUACAGGGAUUGCUGUGCUUGGUUUGAGUUUGAAUGCAGUGUUUUUAUUCAGCCUUAUCUGCAGCAGAAUAUACUGCAAACUCAAAAGACACCCUCUGCUGUAUAAUCUCAUUUUUGUCCUCACAUUUAGCUGCUAUGUGUUGCUGGGAACAUCCUUCAUUCUUCAUGUGCUCAGAGGAUAUCUGUCAGAUGAAGAAAAACAUCUAUGUAGAAUUGCUGGAUUCUUGGGAACAUUUUCAGCACAAAUUAUCCUAUGGCUGGUGCCAACAAGUACCUCUCUUCUUUUCAUUUCCCCAUCUUCACAGAAUGAAAAAAUGCAUAUAUAUAAUUACUGCAUCAUUAUAGUAACAAUUACCAUUUUCUCUGCCACUGUGACUGCGCUGCCUUACAUGGGUUUACCUUAUUUUGAAAGUUCUUAUGAUGCCACUGCCAUACCAUGCAGUCCACUACAGUUACCCCAUGAAAAGGGCUGGGAAUAUGCAGUGAUAGUGCUGUCCAUAAGUUGGAUCAGCAUCUUUACAGGGCUCUGUUUUGCUAUAGCAGCAAUAGCAAAACUGACAAUUAAAAACAACAGGGUACAAAAAUACAAUGUUGCAAAGCUCAGGACGAUUCCUUCCAAUAAAGAGAUGGCAGUCAAAGUUCUCUUACCAGUUGCAGCCAACUUGAUAUGUUGGACAAUUAUUUUAACAGUGCUUACUUUAUCCUUCAUCGGGGAUUACAACAUUAAUGAUGCCCAAGAGCUGUGCAUUUUUGGAUUGUGUGUUAGUCUUACAACAGUCUUACAUCCGUGUGCCAGUUUGUCUAGUAUGAAGUGUUGCUGUGGACGUGUGACACAGAGACAGGAGGAUGCACCCUUUGAACUGGAAGACAUGCAAGUUUUGUCAAUAAACAAGAAGAAUGGGCCCUCGAAAUUUAAAGUAAAAUGGCUUCAGGGAGAUGAAGGUCUGGUAAAACAAGGGACAGUGAAGCUCUAUCCUCCACAUUUGAGAGACAAGUGGACCACUGAGAAGGCGGUGUAUGACAGACUUGUCCUGUCAGAGCAUGAGAAUCUUGCACCAUGUCUGUGGAGGGCUAAUCAUUUCCACUUCCCAAGUGACAUUGAGAGUGUGGAUUACAACUGGAUGCAAAAGGAGUCUAGAAUAAUCUGUCAACCUUACUUCCAUCUUGCCAGACUGUAUGACUUUUUGCAGCACCAUGGCCAUGCUGUGACAGAGGUGGUCCUGCAUAACUUGACAGCAGAUAUAAGCAGAGGCUUAGCACACCUGCAUGAGCUGGGCAUUGUCCAUAAUAACUUGACCACCAAGACCAUAUUUGUCCAGGGAUCACUACAGACCAAGUCCCUUCAGGCAAUUAUUGGAGACUUUGAAAAUGCAACAGUUAUGAAAAUGCCAAAAUUUCACAAAAAGGCAAUUAGAGAAAUGGAUUCUAAUCCAUUCAAAGCAGACAUGAAAGCUUUGGGAUUGAUCAUAUUCGAAAUGCUGGGUGUAUUAAAUCAUCAAACACCCUCAGUCACUCACUCAGCCACUGGAGUAACCAAAAGCAAUCAAAAGAACAAACCACUUUCUAAAAAUAGGACCAAGAAACUUCCAGAUAUUGUUACGUCCACAUUACAUCCAGGUUCUCACUCAAAAGGUAGAAUUGGCAGGACAAGGAAAAGAACUUUACCAGAGGUUCCGUCACACAAAAAAGAAAAGGUCCAAAAUUUGUACAGCAUCGAUGAAGAUGAUGAUGCAACAAAAUAUAAUCAGCUGGCAACAAAUUACAAUAAAAACAUGGAAGGCAAUCAACAGACAUUACCCAAAGAACAUUUUCAAAGUAGCUACAAGCUUUGUUAUGAUACUUUGUCCAUUGCUAGUGUCGAUAGCAUACAGUCCAGAGACAGUCAGAUGACAACCCAGCUCUCCACUGCCAGAGAUCCCAAUUAUGUUGAGCCAAAAUCAUCAAGAACCUCUGGACAUGGUAUCAGACCUAAAAGAAAGCUCCCCUUGUUACCACGGCUACAGGAAGCCCCAGAAGCUGCAAGUGCCUUUAUUCCAACUCAGCUACAUACAAAUCUCCAAAAUGAAAACCUGCCCAUCAAAUCUAAAUUUACCUCGUUCACAAAUGCAGAAGUCCACACUGCAUGUGCAACUGGACAGCACCAGCCCAGAUCAAAAAAGGAUUGUCAGCCUCAAUUUGUAAAGAAGCAGACCAGUCUCAUUACAUCAGGGUUUGAUACUGCUGAAAUGCAAAAUGGGAAAGGCAUAAGGAGUACUAAUCCACAUUUAUGCAGCAUCCAUAUAUCCAUCUCCACAAAUGCAGCAACUACUCCAGAAGACAGUGCAGAAAAGAGAAACUCCUCUACCUCUCAAGAGAGCACGUGCAGCCAUGACAGUGGUGUGGUGCUGAGACCAGAGGGACUACCACUGGGAACACGACCUGGGAUGUACUUCAAAAAUGAACCUAGAACAAGAAAAGGAAUAUACACUCAACCGCUGAGAAGCAUGGGGGAAAGUCACUCAAUUUUAAGUGGAUUCAUCCAGAAACAGAAAGCCCGUCACAAAACUGUCAGACCAAAUGUAAAAUUGAGCUCCAGCAGUGCUGAAAAUGGUAAUGUCCCUAAGAACAGAUAUUCUGUGGUUAGUACUGACUCUGGCAUUAGUUAUGGUCACAGCACCAUACCCAGUCCUUUUUCCCAAAGGCAUAGCAUGGCAACAGAUUCUGACAGUGUGUUUGGUAGUCAGCAGUCACUUCAUGGGGGCAGAAACAUCGACACUGGUCAGUUUGCCUUGACCAACAGUGACCUCUCCUCAGUGAAUUGCUAUGAAAUGAAAAAGAUUCCCUCUUCAUCUAAAUCUGCAUCACUCUCCCAAUACAAAAAACACAAUCGUUCAGAAUCAAAUCACAACAUUCAUACCUCGGAGAAGUCUGAUGUUAAGCCACAACCAUGGUGUUCAAGGGAAUCUCCACGCUCUCGCUCAGAAUCCACUUCAAGCAGAUAUCACGAGAGUCCCUAUCUGCCUGUAAGUCCACCAGACAGUUUCUACACAAGCAGAGAAGACCUGUAUGUCAGGAUAUCUGAUGUCCAGUCUUUGAAACACAAUAUCAUCCUCAAUGAUUCUGAUGACAAAUUCAACAAUCCAGAUGCUGAUAAGCAAAAUACAACUCAGACUGGUAGCAAGUCUUUAGCAGAUCCGAUUGCCGAGAGGUACGACUUACCAGUGCAUCUCAAGGGAGUUAAUACUGAGCAACCUGUGUACAGUACACCUUCAGCUAUGUCCAAAUCGAACUAUGCCAGCAGUAAACCAUUACCAGGUAACAGACCAGGAAAACAUCAGGCACUUUCACUUGAAACAGAUACAGAUGGGAAGUCGUCUUUGUCAGAGAAGAGACUUAUUCCACCAAAAUCUCCCCUCACAGAGGAAUAUCUCAGGAAACAAAGGAUUCUUCCUAAACUGAACAGUUUAGGCCAGGAUAACAUCAAAGAUGAUGAGACAGAUUUUUGUUGGGAUGACACCUAUGAAGAUUUUGCCUUACCACAUCAGCGUAAGGUAUCUGGCCACCUGGUGUCCAAUAAUAAGGCACCGCAACGGUCACUAGUGGACAGAGUUAUAGACACUCAGGAAUGCAAUGUUAAACCACCCAAAGUGACCCAGCUGAGAGACUCUGACACUGAAUCUGUUAGUUCACUAAUAUCUGAUGCCAAUUUAAUUAUACAGAAAAUGAAAUCCUCGAACACUUCAGUCAAAACUGGCCUCAGCAAUCUGGAAGAGGGUUAUGAGAGUGACACAUUGGAAACCAUAUAUUUACCUGGCCAAGAAAGUACCGGUGGGUAUAAAAACGACUCUAAACCCCACUUAGGAAACAGACAAAAACUGAACAGAAGUGUCACUUUUUGCUGGGAUGAAACCAAAUCUGCAAACCGCAAAGUAAAAUUGAAGAACUUAAAAAGACCUGUGGGAAAGAAGAACAUGGAACCACUAGCGAGUGGCAAUCUUUCCAAAAACUAUGCUAAAUUUUUCCCAGCCAAACCUGCCAUACCUACACAACACCUGCAUGCCAUGAAAAGUACAGGGCAACUAGGAAUAUACGGAACACAGCUUCUUGCAUUGUGUGAAGAGUGUUGGGAAAGUUCUCCUCCUUCUGAUGUUGUGGCAGGAAAACUUCAGCAAAGUUCCCAGGAUUACUAAGACUGGCAAUAGCGCCUGUAUACAGA